ACGUUGGCGCGCGCUGAAUGCCUGAAACAAGGGUUAGGAGAGAUGAUAUAUUUUUUAUAAAAAUAAUAGUAAUUGAAAAAACUAAGAGGUUUUGUGUCCAGGAGCAGUCGUUUUAAACAAAAAAAAUGAAUCACUGUGAGCUGGAAGAGGUAACAAAACACAUCAACGACAAACUUUCACUCGUUAAGAGGCUUUUAGACCUGCGAGCAGUAGCAAAAGAUCCAGAUAAACGGGCGUACCUGCUCAAAAUUGAGCAGGAUGUCAAUGCCAUAAACGGUCUCCUCGACCGGUUUGAGAGAUGUGUCAUUCAGCAGAGGGACCUGCUAAAUCAUUUGCAGGACCUGGACAUGUUCUUCCAGGAGGAUGAGCAGAAUGCACAGCACCUAUUGGAGAACAUCCCACCACACAUGCCUCGCAAAGGAGGGCAGCUGACAGCUCAAGGAGGACAGACAGAGGUGCCGAGCAAGCAGUCAGAAGUGAAUUCAGCCCCACAGGAACAAGAACAACCCAGGAAGCCGUCACGGAGCCAGAUUAAAGAGAUGGAGUUUAUCACAGUGCAGGAGUUUGACAACAUCCCACAGUACAUGAAGGGACGUGUAACAUAUGACCAGCUGAAUACUGCUGUAAAAAGCAUCAACACAGCCGUCACUGGGAAAUAUAAAAUCCUCCAGCAGCCAGUCAAGAGCCUGAGUAACGCAGCACGUAAACUUCAUCAGCGAUUCAAAGACCAGGAGACCAAAGACACUAAAGGUCAGUUCUUUGUGGUGGAGGAAGACCUGCGUGACCUGGCUCAGCUGAAGGUGGAUAAGCGCUUUGUGGGUAUGUUGAACAUGCUGAGACAUUGCCAAAGACUAAAGGAGCUGAGAGGAGGCGGGCUGACUCGCUACAUGCUGCUGUGAGCCUCUGGACAUGCAAGGACACCAGAAUCCACACACAUGCAGAAAGAAGUGCUGCUUAAACACAUGCUG
Molecule: messenger RNA, 968 nt
Organism: Clarias gariepinus (North African catfish)
Lineage: Eukaryota; Metazoa; Chordata; Actinopteri; Siluriformes; Clariidae
Gene: ska1
Product: spindle and kinetochore associated complex subunit 1
Exons: 7
Coding region: 126-899 (257 amino acids)
Biological process (GO): cell division; regulation of microtubule polymerization or depolymerization; mitotic cell cycle
Cellular component (GO): spindle microtubule; outer kinetochore; mitotic spindle
Molecular function (GO): microtubule binding
Source: RefSeq, a predicted model, not a curated record